Messenger RNA from Marchantia polymorpha subsp. ruderalis, 1563 nucleotides. The record is from the annotation of a GenBank genome assembly. NCBI's taxonomy places the organism in Eukaryota, Viridiplantae, Streptophyta, Marchantiopsida, Marchantiales, Marchantiaceae.
CACUUUUUCGCGCCAUGAUUUUUCUCCCGGUUUAUCGAACAACUAUAAUCAUAUUGAAUUAUGAUAUGGCAGGUCACCGGAACAGCUGCACGGUAUCCACACGCUGAGGUAAACAAAACCCUCAGGUCUCCUCGAGAAGUCUCGUGCAAACGCCGCUGCAUCACUGCCCGGAUCAACUGCCAGUGUUGUUCCGAGGUGCUUUGGGUUGCUGACGAGAGUAAACUUGGUGUUCGGUCACGGCUUCGUCAUGGUACCUUUCUUCGGUGUGCACUUGUUGGGAAAUUGCGAAUCUUACGCUUUGGUGAUCGUACUCUGCUCUAAUCCCGGAGUCGGUUGGCGCGCGAUAGGGACUCCUGUUGUAGCGGAAGCCUUCUCGUUUUUGGUGCCGGUAGCGGUUGUACUUCUUGGGGUUCGAUCGCUCUUUCUUGUGGUAGAGACGGAACUUAGUUGGGCAGGAACUCGUUCAGGACAUGUACACAUUCCUGCCUCCAACUUGUUUGAAUCCAGGGUUGUACGACGUUCGUUUCGACCCGAUAUCGGGCAAUGCACCGUAGGUUGUGGGGUAGGUUUCAAUUAUAUAUGCGGAAUCAUUCGUGUACUAGGCCCGUGCAAACCGUCCUGUAUUGCAACCAGGUUAAGAAGAAAGUUAAGAGGGUCGAAUGGCAGCAAUGUUCAAAGUACUUGAAUGAACACUCUGUAGGUGAUUUCACUGGAAACACGAGAAGUUGUCUCGCGCGCUUUUGAAUUGUAGGGGUGUCUUUCAGCUAAAGGUCAGCACACGUCUGUCAUCUUUACCUCGAAGAUGCGUACAUGGGUCUGCGGUCUGUUUAUAUACAGACCCACUGUCAAUUACAAACACAACGUCAUCUAUUGUAAUAGCACUCUUUGCAAUAUUUGCUGCGAGUAUAAUCUUCCGAACAUACGGAGGUGGCAGUUGGAAGACUUCUCUAUGUUCGUCAGAAGGCACCACUGAAUGCAAGGGAAGUAUUAGAAACUGGUAACGGUUUCCAAAGACACAUGAAGCUUAUAAGCAUUCUCUGGUCCAGGGUAUAUCUUCCCAUCCUGGCAGGAAUAUGAUUUCUUCAUUCUGAGUGCUUGUUAGCGUAUGUAUAGGUUCCAUUGCCAAAGAUACAGGUUGUAUCUUUGGCAAUGGAACCCUACAUACGCUAAGCAGUAAGUGUUCGAUCAGACCCAGAUCCAUCUCUUCUUGAUUUACAGAUGCAUGAUACUUCUUGAGCAUCUCUGCCUCUUCGAUAGAAGACAUCUUCUAAUCGUGUUAAAGUUAAACAAGACCUCCACAAUUAUCUUCGUAUUUGUAUCUUUGUGCUCAGUGAAGUACAUUCGCUCGGUGGCUAUUUUCUGUAAGUUACAAUAGGUGAGACAAAUCUGUUCAGGAUCUUUCCUUGAUGAUAAUUUCUAUCUUCGGUUCAACUCAAUAUGUAUCAUAAAAUUUCUAUGUCAAUUCAUAUGAAACCAUGCGCCGUCAAAUGCUGUUUACUUCGUGAAACUGUAGUGUCAAGUGAUGGAUCCAUGAUGUGAAAGGCUCGGGAACUUGCCAUUUGU